Molecule: messenger RNA, 7560 nt
Organism: Labrus bergylta (ballan wrasse)
Lineage: Eukaryota; Metazoa; Chordata; Actinopteri; Labriformes; Labridae
Source: RefSeq, a predicted model, not a curated record
AGGAGAGCGGAGGAUCCGUGUGGACCACAGCUUGCUGCUGCAGCGGCUGAGUGAGGGACGGACGCACUGGCCGGGCACAGUCCCCUUCUCUCUCUCACACACACACACACACACAUACACACACAUACCUCAUCCUUUUCUACAGCAUCAGCACACACUGAGUGGCGGGGGAGGAAUCGGGAGCCGGUUUGCAGCAAACAGUCUGAACCACUUCCCAAAGACAAACAGUGGCCUGGAUUAAAUCCUCACAGAUCCAGACGUCGUCACUCCAUUCACAACCUCUGAUCGAAGCAGAACAACAACAACAACAACAAAAAAAAAAGGUGUAUUGUGACUCACCUAACCAUGGACAGGCACAGAAAGUGGGUGCAAAGCUUCGGAGCUGUGCUAUUGGUGCUCUUGUGUCACAUGACCUUAGCACUGGAGGUGCCACUGGAUCCUAAAGUUCUGGAAGGAUUGCCCCAACCCCCCACUAUCACGCUACAGUCCCCGAAGGAUUACAUCUUUGAUCCGCGGGAGAACAUUGUGAUCCACUGUGAGGCAAAGGGGAAGCCUCAUCCCAGCUUCUCAUGGACAAGGAAUGGGAGCCACUUUGACGUAGAGAAAGACUCCAAAGUCCUGUUAAAGCCCGGAUCAGGAACUCUGGUCAUCGACAUCAGUGGGGAAAAGGCCGAGGCUUACGAGGGAACAUACCAGUGCACGGCACACAACGAGCACGGCACCGCUGUGUCCAACAACAUCGUCAUCAGACAGUCAAGGUCCCCCUUGUGGUCGAAGGAGAGGAAUGAGGCCAUCGUGGUGCAGAUGGGGGUUUCCCUGGUGCUGCAGUGCCGACCCCCUGCAGGGCUGCCCCCACCCGUCAUCUUCUGGAUGGAUAACAUUUUCCAGAGGUUACCGCUGGAUAAACGAGUGUCCCAGGCUCUGAACGGAGACUUGUACUUCUCCAACGUUCUCCCAGAAGACAGCAGGCCCGACUACAUCUGCUACGCCCGCUUCCCUCACACACAAACCAUCCAGCAGAAACAGCCAAUCUCAGUCACCGUGCUGAACAACAGCCCAGAGGGGGAGCGUCGCCCUGGUUUCAUGAUGCCUCAGGGUGCCACCAGCACCAAGAUGGUUCUGAGAGGGGAGACUUUGGAGCUGGAGUGCAUUGCUGAUGGCUUGCCCACUCCGGAGAUCUCCUGGCAGAAGGAUGGAGGAGAGCUGCCGAGCAGCAGGAUGUCCUUUCAGAACUUUCAGAAAACGCUCAAGAUCUCUGAUGUGACUGAAGCUGAUGGUGGCAACUACCGCUGUACUGCUGCAAACAAUCUGGGCACCGCACACCACAUCAUCAAGGUCACCGUCAAAGCGGCUCCUUUCUGGGUCAGCGCCCCCAGGAACCUGAUCCUCGCCCCGAAUGAGACUGGGAUCCUGACCUGUCGAGUCAACGGAGAACCCAAACCCAAGAUCACCUGGUUUGUCAAUGGAGUCUCCAUUGAGAACGCACCAGAGGACCACACCCGGAAGGUGGACGAUGACACCGUCAUUCUCAGUAACGUACAGUCAGGAUCCAGUGCCGUCUACCAGUGCAAUGCAUCCAAUGAGUUUGGUUACCUGAUGGCCAACGCUUUUGUCAACGUUCUUGCUGAGCCACCAAGGGUGCUCACGCCACCCAACAGAGUGUACCAGGUCAUCUCAAACAACCUUGCGUUGCUUCACUGUGCCUCCUUCGGCUCACCAAUCCCAAUCAUCACCUGGUUCAAAGACAGUCAGACCAGCAUUAAAAAUGGCGACCCUUUUGUGAUCCACGAGAAUGGCACUCUUGAGAUCCAUGUAGCUCAGCCCUUAAACAGCGGGAAGUACACCUGCAUCGCCAGCAACAACCUGGGCAGAAAGGAGAACCACGUGUACCUGGAGGUCAAAGAGCCUACCCGUAUCCUGAAGCAGCCAGAGUACAAGGUGGUGCAGAGAGGAAUGAGCGCUGCAUUCGAGUGUAAAGUCAAGCACGACCCAUCCCUCAUUCCCACCAUGACCUGGCUCAAAGACAACGGAGAGCUGCCCGAUGACGAGAGGUUUGUCGUGGACACAGACAGUCUGACCAUCAAAGAGGUGAAGGAUGGGGACGAGGGCACCUACACCUGCAUCAUGAACACCACCCUGGACAAGGACUCAGCCAGCGCCAUGCUGACUGUCGUCGAGGCUACUCCUACUCCAGCUAUUGUCUACGAGAAACCUGACCCUCCAACCGACCUGGAACUGACAGACCAGACAGAGAGGAGCGUCCAGCUCACCUGGAUCCCAGGAGAUGAACACAACAGUCCCACAGAUAAGUUUCUGAUCCAAUACGAGGAUCUUCUCCACCAGCCAGGAGUUUGGGUUAACCUCACAGAGGUUGCCGGCUCAGGCACCACGGCACGCUUAAACCUCUCUCCGUACGUCUACUACUCCUUCAGAGUCCUGGCUACCAACCGUGUCGGCUACAGCGAGCCCAGCCAGCCCUCAAGCCAAUACAGGACCAACCCUGCAGCUCCUGAUGAAAAUCCAUCAAACGUCCAGGGAGUAGGAACAGAACCUGGGAACUUAGUCAUCUCCUGGACGCCACUGACAGGAUUUCAGUCUAAUGGGCCCAGUCUGGAGUACAAAGUGCUGUGGAGACAGAGAGACGUGGAGGAUGAAUGGUCCUCAAAGAACGUAGCAAACGUUUCCCAGUUUGUCGUGACUGGAACUCCAACCUAUGUGCCGUACGAAGUCAAGGUUCAAGCUAUUAAUGAUUACGGCAGCGGUCCUGAACCUAAGGCUGUGGUUGGAUACUCUGGAGAAGACUUGCCUUUGUCAGCUCCUGAUAGCGUGCAGGUCAUGGUGCACAACAGCACUCUGGCAGAGGUUCACUGGGAGCCUGUACCUUCCCCGUCAGUCAGAGGAAAACUACAGGGGUACAAGGUUUACUACCAUCGCGAGCGCGGUUUGCACGAGACAGAAGGGGACACCGAGCAGAAAGAGGAGCAGGUUUUGACGUUCAGCGGGAAUCGUAGCGAGGGGCGUCUGCCCGGCCUCCAGCCUUACAGCGUCUGCCUCUCCAUCAGGGUCCUCAACAGCAAAGGAGAGGGGCCUCCAAGUCCCGGCAAGAAAUUUGAGACACCUGAGGGAGUUCCAGGACCUCCUUCUUUCUUUAACGUCUUAAACCCCAGUCUGGACUCGCUCACUCUAGAAUGGGGCCCACCACUGACCAACAAUGGUCGCCUUGCUGGAUACACACUGAAAUACCAACCAGUCAACAACACCAAUGAACUUGGCCCAAUCAAGGUCAUGACGCUCCUCUCCAACGAGACCACCAUCACUCUGGCCAACCUGAACUCCAGCAUGCUCUACAAGUUUUACCUGAGUGCAAAGACAAUCAAGGGCUCGGGCCCGUUCAUCACAGAGGAGGCCUUCACUGUCAUGGACACAGCUCAUACUCAGCCCACUGUAGUGGCAGGCAAAGGCCUCACAGAGCCCCCUCACCCAACCUCCCCCAUCACUCAGUCUCCGCAUCCCCCUCUUCACAAGGCGCCCCCUGUUGGCCCUGCGUUCGGCCCAGUUAACGCGUCCGUAUCGGAGGAGGGUGCGGUGAUCAGUUGGGAUUACUUUGGACACCAUAAGAAUGUUUAUGUGGAAUAUAGUGUAGAAAACAGUAAAGAGGACUGGAAAAAGGAGUUGGUAAACGGUUCACACUGGCAUAUGAUAAAAGGAUUAAAGCCAGGGACGUCUUAUAAAGUGCGCGUGGUCGCUAGAGACCCGGCUGACCCGGCGGUCCACAGCACAAACGAGGUGCUGGUCACUGUGCCAGCUGGACCCAGCAGGCAGGUCGACAUAGCCACCCAGGGAUGGUUUAUUGGACUCAUGUGUGCCAUCGCCCUCCUCAUAUUGGUCCUUCUCAUUGUGUGCUUCAUAAAGAGGAACAAAGGCGGCAAAUAUCCAGUGAAAGAGAAAGAAGACGCUCACCAAGACCCGGAGAUCCAGCCCAUGAAAGAGGACGACGGGACGUUUGGAGAGUACAGGUCUAUAGAGAGUGACACAGAGGACCACAAGCCACUGAAGGGCAGCAGGACACCGUCCAACGGGACGGUGCGCCGUGAUGAGAGCGACGACAGCCUGGUGGAUUAUGGGGAGGGCGGGGAUGGACAGUUCAACGAGGACGGCUCCUUCAUCGGCCAAUACAGCGGCAAGAAAGAAAAAGACACGCACGAAGGCAACGAGAGUUCGGAAGCCCCGUCGCCCGUCAACGCCAUGAACUCUUUUGUCUAACGUAGCGGCGGAGGGCGGCUACGCUGCGACGGUUGCUACAGCCACGCCUUGUCACCCUGGCAAAUGUGACCAUGGGGACCGCCUCUGUGGUGGCAGUUGCGAGGGUGACGGUGGAUGUGGACACCUACUUCUAACCACGGUGGCUGUCACACCCUCAUCUUCAGCCCCUCCCCCCCACUCCCCUCCCCCCCCUGUCACACUGUGAUCUCUGAUCGACACACACUCAGCACGGCAAAGACCGACAACACAUCCCCCAUGACCAUAACAAGAAGGUGUGAAACGAGGGAUGUGAGGACUCUUGAGAAGGAGAGAGGAAGCAAUACAGAAAAGCUGAAGGAAUGUACCAGAAAGAGUUUUACUAGAAGUGGGGCCGUGUGUGUGUGUGUGUGUGUGUGUUGUGUGUGUUGUGUGUGUGUGUGUGUGUGUGUGUGUGUGUGUGUGUGUGUGUGUGUGUGUGUGUGUGUGUGUGUGUGUGUGUGUGUGUGUGUGUGUGUGUGUGUGUGUGUGCCAUAUGAUCUUCUUUGCAAACAUACUCAAACGUGUAUCCAAAUAAUCCAUUUGAUCAAAUGACAGUACAUGGACCGGCAGGCAGGCGAAUAUGCAUCGAAUCACACUCAUCUGCAUGAAGAAAAAUCAUGAUUGUGUGAUGCAUUUUACCAUCCUUGUGUAAGUUGUUGCAGAGAUGAGAUGAUAGUUGAGAUUGUAUAUGAUGCACGCCUAAUAGCGUCUGGAUAUGCCUCUUUUUGUUUGCUUUUUUUUUUUUCUUCUCCCCCCUUCCCCCAGUCAAAGUGUUCGAUGGCAUUUGAUGUAUCGAGAAAAAAUGGCGGCAAGUGUCUUUGUGGACACAGCUGUGAAAAUUUGUGACGCAAAAGUAGAAGCUAGCGUUUGUCUUUUUGGGACAGAUGAACUGUUUGUACAUAUGUAAUAGAAUAAGAAGAGAUCUAUAUUUCAAGGUCAGGGAUGUCCAUUUGUAGUCUUUGGAAACCUGGCCAAAAACACUGAACUCAGCGACGGGUCACUCCUUAUAACACCAGCCAGCCAGAACUCUCACAGAAAAUCCAAUUGGCCUGUUUAUUUGUCCUUUACACAGAUCCUAAACGUCUUCUUCCGAGCACUUAAGGAACACAAAGUUGGAGGUGUGGCUGUUUCACCCCCAAAAGUUUGAGCCGCUGUGGAAGCCUUUUUUUUUUCCGCUAGUUCAUCACGGUAUAGUUAGAGUUCACCUCUACCUGGAUGUUGUCUAAAAUAGCAUUUCCACUUCUCUGCUCUGUAAUUCUGUCAGAAAAGAGAGAGAGAAAAAAACUGUUCUAUAAGUUGACGAUCGGAGAACCUCUCUGCACGGUUUCUAGUGCCUUUGUAGAGAACAGUGACUCAGAUGCAUACAGAUACAUCCCUCUUCAUAGACAGACCUUUGCUCAGUGCAGAUCAGAUAUACCAUGAAUACUGUACACACACAUACGAGGAAGAACCUCUCCAUCUUAGGCUUCAAUAAAUCUAACGGCUUUGCAAGUAUUCAAAGUUAAAUAAGUUUUAAAGGGAUGUUCAAGAAAAUAAGACAUUCUCUUGUAAGCUAUAUGCUUGAGUUUUAGCAAAACAUCUAUGUGGUCUAAUCGGCUUCAGUUAGCCUCCUUCAGUCUUUAAAUAGCUUGCAAAAAGGCACCUAACUAUUUAAAAAAAAACGGGCUUUUAAAAACGACCUUUUCACAGUUAAACUUUGGCGUUACAUGUGAGGAGUCAUUUUCAGCUAUGGAUUGUUAUAGCCUGGUUGACAAUCAUACACUCAUAAUACAGGCAUACAAACAAAACACGUUUCACCAUCACGCUAAGACUUCAAGACAUAAAUGUGUAGGAAACCUGAGGUGAGAUCUCUUCAUUUCAAACCCAUUCAUGUUGAGGAGGAGCCAAACUACUGCCAACCUGCUCCCAGGUAACUGCCAACAGGAAACACAGACUAUUAUCAGGGCGGGACUUUACUGUUACCAGUAGCACUUAGAAAAUGAAAGGGGGGGUAGGGGGGUCAUAAAUCAGCGCAAUGAUACUGAAUGUGGAAAUAAGUGUUAUCUGUUAAUGUGAAUGAAAAAAAAUAGCUUGUUUCACUGCAAAUGGUAAACACACUGGUGACUUUGGUUUAUGCAUUUAUUCUUCUGUCUGUGUAUGUUGUCAGGGCAGCACUCGGUGAGUUUUCUAUUACUGUAAAUGAUUGAAGAUUGUGUGUGAAUGUUUGGGUGCAUGUGUGUGUGUGUGCGCGUGUGUGCAGCACAUGCAUGCUACAGUCUUACAGCGUGCGUGGUGAAUACUUUGCUUUCAAUAUCCAUGGAUAACAGUCUGAUGUGUGUCCAGUAGUCCACUCCUGCUCCCAACAGGAGAUACAAGACUUUUAAUUUUAAUUUUUAUUUUCUGAAAACAUUUCCACGUCUUACUUUUAUCAUAACUUGCAUCAAGUUUUUAGGUUUUGCGAUGCGUCAGCUUUCCACGUGUAGAUAUUUUUUGUUGUAUUUUGUAAAUAACGGCUUGAAUUGAGCGUAGACGUGAGGAGGUCAGAGGUGAGAGAUCGAGCUUGAUUAACCCUGCUGCAUUAUGGGUAGAAGGGUUAAAAAAAAUAAAAUAAGGCGUUGCGUGAGAUGAGACUAUUUACAGUUUUCACACUUUAAUUUGCUGUGAAAUGUUCUCUCUUUUUUUUUUUUUUUAACUUGUCAGGUGAAUUUGCUAGCUCAAAUGUUUCGCCUAUCAGGUAUCAAAGGAGAUUAUUGAACCUGUGACUGAGCUCUUGUGACACCUGCAUUGUUUCUGUCUCUUGACAGUUUACGCACCUUUUCUGUAUUUUUUUACAAAGAGGCGCACACGUUUAAACAGGAUGCAUCAUUUCACACAUCAUGUGUCUAGUCAACGACUACACCUGGUGUUUGAAUGCAGCAUGCCGGAGAACACAAGUCGUAAACUAGACAUGAGAUAAAAACAGACACAUCCUUGUUAAAAGUGUGCGUUACAAAAAAAAAAGAGAAGCUAAACUGUCAUUUGGAGGAUACAGAAGGAUGGCCGGCCCGGACAGUUCAAACAGACUGGCACAUUGGAGUGUGAAUACCCUGAAAACAAUGUUCUAGUGACUGGUGGACAUACAGUAGGCUAUACAGUAUAUGAUAUGAUAUAAUAUAACAUUCUGGUUAAUGUUGAAGCUAUGAGAAGCAUGAACGGCUGUCAAAAUGGUUUACUCUACGAUAUAAUAUUGCAAAAUAUUUUGUAUUUUAAAUGAAGUUUAAAAAAAUGAAAUAAAUGUUGGUUUCAGGAUUUCAAAUCACA